Meira miltonrushii is the source of this 3585-nucleotide messenger RNA. RefSeq lists its product as uncharacterized. Gene Ontology annotation, biological process: protein phosphorylation. Gene Ontology annotation, molecular function: ATP binding; protein kinase activity. The record is from RefSeq and is a predicted model, not a curated record. The transcript has a single exon. Gene Ontology annotation, cellular component: cytoplasm. Lineage: Eukaryota; Fungi; Basidiomycota; Exobasidiomycetes; Exobasidiales; Brachybasidiaceae. Bases 1 to 3585 code for a protein of 1194 amino acids.
AUGGAGAGGGUAGGGAGCAAACAACUUAAAUCAUUAGACAUCACUUCUUCAAAUCAUCGUUCCUUUUCUGGCUCACAUGGAAGUCACAAUUGGAAAAAAGGCCUUGAAACGCCUCCAGUACUAAGCAGAGCAAUGAAAGAGCCACCAAAAGAACAAAAAGACUCAUCAACAGGUCAAUUGAUCAACAUUCGUCAAGUACUAGCCCGUCCUAGCCCAAAGAAGGAAGACGAGAAAACGAGUACAGAGAAUGAAAAUAAUGGGAUCUUUUCUUGGUCAGAUGAACAGCUGGCCGAAAGAUACAAUUUCAUCAAAGAGGUCGGAUUCGGUAAUUGGGGGAGCUGUUGGCGCGUGACAGCGAAACAGGAUGCUGUCAACUUGGUUGCUGAUAAAGAAUACGCUAUCAAACUUGUUCAUCGUCAUGGUACCCCUCCUUCCAAUGCUCGUGUCAAAGCACUUUGGAACGAAUACAAAGUCUUACGCUCUUGCGGCAAGCCUGGUCAUCCAAACUUGGUACAUUUCAAAGAGUUUAUUAUUACUCCAUCUUAUGCCUUGGUGGCAAUGGAUUAUUAUCGUCAAGCAAUGAAUGUGGCUUUACCAGUUUCACUCUAUGCUGGACCGAAUGGUUAUUUCAAACAGCUGCUUUCUUCUAUCAAUUGGCUGCACGAGCGAAAAGUAACUCAUUGCGAUAUCAAAGUUGCCAAUCUGUUGGUAGACUUGACCGAUGAUACUGUUCGUGGUCGUCCUAUCUUGGUAGAUUUUGGCUUUGCCACGUUGCACGAUGCAAAAACAAACUUUCAAAGUACGCAAACUUGGGGUACACCAGAAUACCUCAGUCCUGAACGAAGCAGAGGUGAUCGUCAUGAUGAGCGACUAUCUGACAUUUGGGCUUUGGGUGUGACGUUUUUCGAGAUUGCCACCGGUCGUACACCUUUCGAGCAAGAUGAUGAACAAUUUCUUACCAAAGAACAGCUGGACGAAUACUACAGACGAACGAUCAAUCCCGAAUGGGUUGGCACUUGGUCGAUCCCCAAGUCGUUGGAGAAAUUAUGCAAGAGAAUGUUGACGCCAGAACCAGAGAAGCGUAUUUUCACAGGAGAAGCUUUACAUCAUUCUUUUUUUCGAGAGGACUUCUCCGAUGAUCUUGGUGAUAUAGACGCUUCUUUGCGUGAAGAGUUGAGAAAAGAAUGUCGAGACAGCAAUAUGACUGAAUCACUUGUUUUGGAUCCUGCAAAUGAGGACAGUAUGCUGGAAGCUGAUUUCAACGUCAGAACACCGCGCAAGGAUCAAAACGGACAAGCGCAUAGUUCAUCCUCAAUCAAAUUCAAACAAAGCAAUGCAAGUGUACUUCUUACGCCAGAUCGCGCAAGAGAGAAUGGGUCCAGACAAUCUCCUGACGUAUCUUUGACCAGCACUGGUUUGAAUCACAUGUCUGCACAAGAGUUUACACCGCCGUGUGUUCCUAAAAAAGAUAACCGUCGUGAACAGGUCCGCAUCAUUCUUGACGAAUCAGAUAGCGAAGAUAUACGGAACACGAGUGGAAUGGCUGAUUUGACGGCAAGUUCAUUCGGUCAGGAUCUUGCUUCUGACGAUGACGUCACCGAUGCCAAUCUUAUCUUGCAACAACAGCAACACCAACAAGGCACAUCUAGCUCUGGUUCAGUGUUUAGAGAAUUGAUUUGGCAGACGCCACCUCCAAAAGCAGGCAGCCGUACUCGUUCGGCGAGUGAUGGCAACGAAAGCACUCCAAGCAAACCCACAUCAUCAACCAUGAAGAAAAGCCCUUAUCCUCCAUCUUCCAGUCGAAAGACUGCUGUGAAUAAAGGGACAUCAUCUUCCGAACGACGUCAUAGCCAACAAGAUUCUCCGAAAGUUGGCGAUUCAUCCAUCAUCAUUCACGGUACGAGUUUCGAGAUGGCAACACCAACACACACUUCCUACGCAAAGUCGUAUACCAAGCAAGAAUUCGAUCAAGCUGUCAAAAAGCUUAACGAAAGCGUGCUUAGCAUCGAUAAGAGUAAGAUGAAUGAUGCGCAUUCACCAAUGUCGGAAAAGAGAAUUCACUCAAACGGUGAGGUCUCACCACGAAGUCCCUCGGUCCUAUUGCCACAAAGCGCGCUUUUCGCCAAUAUUGAUGCACAGGCAAUGGUUUCCGAUCGUGCCUCAUUGCAAACUCGAAUGUCUGAUUUGUCAAAAAUGGAACAGCAAAUUCAAGAAUUCCGUCAAUCAACGCUAUUGCAACAAGAGAACGCAAUUACCGCAAAUAAUUUGAGAGAAUUGAAUUCCGAGCAAAUUUUCGCGAAAUUGGCAGAAAUGGACGAAUUGGCAAGAACACUGGCAAUGAUGGUACGUGAGACACGAGCCGCAUUGCAACAUUACUGUGAUCAAGAUACAAUUUCCAAUGCAUCUCAGCGUUACAUGUCGCCACAACCUCAUCAAGUGCAACAUCGAAUGAGCAAAACGAUCAUCACUGUUGAAAAUCCCAAUCAAAAGAAGCACAAACGUCAAUUGAGUCUGUCAAAGCUGAAUCUCUUUUCUUCGAGACGUAAGCAAUCCGUUGCCUCAAAUAUGCAAAUGGGGAUGGCCGUGAAACAAGAUCAAAUCGUUAGCCCGGCGCAUGCAAAUAGAUGUACCAGCAGUAUGGCAGGUCCUAGACAAUCGAGCGGAGUCUUUUCCACAAUGUCUCAACGCCAGAAUGGACUUUCUGACAACCAAAUGUAUGCUGAUCCAGCAAAUGACAUGGCGCAAAAGAGCUCAGAAAUUUUAAUGAGAGAUCAAAACGAUCCGACAAGUAUGUUCGUUUCGAGCAUCCCAUCCGCUUCUCAAGCAUUGUGGUGGCAACAAACUGCAAAUCAAGCGCAAAUGCAAGGUGUCACUGGUGCCGACUUGGCAUACUCCCCUGUCAAUCAGACGAGAAGGGUCGAUGAUCAAAAAUCGAAAGCCAACUAUCCGCCAUCUUCAUCGACCUCUGCGAAAAAGUUGGCAUCGCUUAAUCGUCCAAGUACUGCUUCAGGUGCGUUGCCAUCUUUUGGCCAGUCUGGAAGUGGAAUGAGACGUACGAGCGAGCCAGAUGCGGGAAUGGGUGCACUCGCAGUCUCCUUGGGUAAUGAUCACGAUAAACAAAGAGGCACUUCUUUGAGGCACAAGAUGUCAAAAGUCAAGACGUUCACUUUAAGUCGCACAAAUUCGGUCACCUCCAAUCAAGGUAAUCGAACGAGCAUUGUGGUUUCGCCGAAGCAUUUCGAGCAUCAUCCGGAUAAUAUGAUCAAUCCUGAUUCUGGCUCUGCACAUUCCCAUCAAACACAACAAGAACGUAUGAUGGACCUACAGACGAUGGCCAUGCAUGGAAUGCCGGUUUCUCCAAUGAUGCAUAGCGAAGCACAUUCACCGAACAAUUCGUUGAGUUCGAUGCCAAGGUACAUCCUUGACGGUAGAGCCUCUCCUACAGUUCUUCACCCAUCUCCUCAUCUCAAUCGUGAGAGAAGCACAAGCGUGAGCCAAAAUGCACAAUCUCCUAACCAUUCGGGAGGCGUAUUAUGGCGUUUGCUCACAAAUCGAGUUCAAAAUCAAGGUCGUAACGCAACUUGA